Cyclocybe aegerita is the source of this 510-nucleotide messenger RNA. Lineage: Eukaryota; Fungi; Basidiomycota; Agaricomycetes; Agaricales; Hemipholiotaceae. The record is from the annotation of a GenBank genome assembly.
AUGACUGACCCGACUAUAGUGCUGUUCAUCCACCACUGGGGCCUUGCCCAGUACCUGUUGAGGUUGGGCAUCCCUUUCUGCACCGUCUGUCCACAGGCCUUGGUGCCAGCUUCCGAUGAGCCAGCAUCAGAUGAAGACCCAUGGCUGCCGCCAUGGAGGGAUCUUUUGAUGCAGAGACAGCCCUGGUCACUGCCUACCCGCAAGGACUACAAGGACUACAAGGACCACCGCAAGAGCCUGUUCUGCUCCAAGCUGGGGCCCAAGAUGCACAGACGUGGUGGUAUCAUCAGGAGAAUGGCCUCGGACGUUGUCCUGGAGUUCCACACACUCCGAGGUCCAAUGGCCACUCUCAACACCGUGUGCGGCCUCUACAACAUUGGAAACGAGUACUUGGUGUUGUGGUGGCCGACCCAGCCAGAGUGGAGAUGGGAGGCCCUCGACGCAGACCAUUGGAUGCCAGACAUGGAGGAGUGGUACCAGAGGCGGUUAGCGGCACUCGAGAGUGGGUGA